AAUAAACGUUAUCUGAAUUUAUGUCACCGCGUCCCAGCGUCAUUUCAGACGUUUAAAAUAUUUCUACGUGUUUCCGGUGUCGUGGCGAUCUCUCACACACACACAACAGUUUCACACAUCAUUCAGUAAACCAUCUGAUAAACAGCACAAACAUGAUUUCGUUAACGGACUCACAGAAGAUCGGGAUGGGGCUGACGGGCUUCGGCGUCUUUUUCCUCUUCUUCGGAAUGAUUCUUUUCUUUGAUAAAGCGCUCUUGGCCAUUGGAAAUAUCUUGUUCGUCGCGGGUCUCUCGUUCGUUAUCGGACUGGAACGGACGUUCAGGUUCUUCUUCCAGCGGCAUAAAAUAAAAGCCACCGGUUUCUUUCUGGGAGGUGUUUUAGUGGUGCUCAUCGGAUGGCCGAUUGUAGGCGUCGUUCUCGAAGUCUACGGAUUUUUUCUCCUUUUCCGGGGCUUUUUCCCAGUAGCGGUUGGCUUCAUUAGGAGGGUGCCUGUUCUUGGAUAUUUACUGAAUCUUCCUGGUAUCAGCGGAUUGGUGGAUAAAGUCGGCGAGAGCAACACCAUGGUAUAACGGUCAACACUUUAGUACUUUCUUGUAGUUUUCUAUGAAUGGCUCAUAUUUAUAUUUGUAAUAAUAGUGCUUCUGGUUCGGCGUCUUGCUGGAAAACAUUUCUGAACGACUUUUGAUACUUUACCUGUGAAGACGUUCAGGUGUUUUUUUUUUUCUGGGACUGCUUACCAAACCAAGUCAGGCACUGUUUUUGUUACUGCAUCACACGUCUCCCCCUGCAGGGGGCGACAGGGACCACUAAACCCCUAAAUGACCACAAGAUGGGCAGAUCAAGUGAACCAACCACAACUGAAAGGAAUCACUGGGUUCUGAAUGAAAUAGUUUCUGUUUUGUUUUUUAUCAUGCUUUUACACGCCAACUGUUCUGUUUUGCUCUUUUAUUUGUCAAAAUCUAAUUAGGACAUUUUUCCUCAAGAGCUCCACCUAGAGGAGCGGAGACUGUUUCAUCAUCUCUUCACCAAACCUGUGACAUGUUAUAAAACAUGACUGACUUGUUUAAGAAUUUGUAAAUACUUCAAAUGUGAGACUAAUGUACAUUUUUACGGACCUGUUUAAUAAAUGGAUUAUAUCCUU
Messenger RNA from Carassius auratus (goldfish), 1141 nucleotides. RefSeq names its product vesicle transport protein GOT1B-like. Gene Ontology annotation, cellular component: membrane; endoplasmic reticulum. Bases 153 to 569 code for a protein of 138 amino acids. Gene Ontology annotation, biological process: endoplasmic reticulum to Golgi vesicle-mediated transport; retrograde transport, endosome to Golgi. NCBI's taxonomy places the organism in Eukaryota, Metazoa, Chordata, Actinopteri, Cypriniformes, Cyprinidae. The transcript has 5 exons. The record is from RefSeq and is a predicted model, not a curated record.